This is a messenger RNA of Protobothrops mucrosquamatus (brown spotted pit viper), 1853 nucleotides long. RefSeq names its product sulfotransferase 6B1. Bases 1 to 816 code for a protein of 271 amino acids. NCBI's taxonomy places the organism in Eukaryota, Metazoa, Chordata, Lepidosauria, Squamata, Viperidae. Gene Ontology annotation, cellular component: cytoplasm. Gene Ontology annotation, molecular function: sulfotransferase activity. The record is from RefSeq and is a predicted model, not a curated record. Gene Ontology annotation, biological process: sulfation. The transcript has 7 exons.
AUGACAGAGAAAAAAUUUGUAGAAGAAAUAGAGAAAGCGCUGGAAAAAUCCAAAGGCUUUAAACUCCAUGAACUUCUCUUUUCCUACCAGGGAAUUCCCUACCCGAAUACAGUGUGCAGUGCAGAGACGUUCCAAGCCCUGGAGAAUUUUGAAAGCAGAAAAGAUGAUGCGGUGUUGGUGUCCUACCCCAAAUGUGGCAACAAAUUACUUUUAUAUAGGAUGAAACAAUUUCCUUCUCCAAGGAUUGUGGCCACACAUCUCCAUUACAACUAUCUGCCCAAAUCUAUUUUCAAAAAUAAAGCCAAGAUAUUGGUGUUGUUUCGAAAUCCUAAAGAUACAGCAGCAUCGUUUUUCCAUUUUCAUAAUAAUGCUCCAACCAUUCCCAGUUAUAAUUCAUGGGAGGAAUUUUUCCCAGAAUUUAUGAAUGGAGAAGUUGCCUGGGGAUCCUAUUUCGAUCAGGCUGUCGCUUGGAACAAACAUAUAGAUGAUGAAAACGUUCUGAUUCUGACAUAUGAGGAAUUAGAAGAGAACCUGGUUUCGGGAGUAAAGCAAAUAGCUAAUUUUUUUGGUUUCCCUGCUACUACUGAGCAAAUUCAGGCUAUUGCAGACAGAACUACCUUCCAAGCGGUGCGCGAUAAGUCGCAGGAAACACAUGGGAUGGCUGGUCCACUGCUCUUCCGGAAAGGCAUUGUAGGAGAUUGGAAGAAUAUUUUUGGCAAGGCUCAAAAUGAGCAAAUGGAAGCUAAAUUUAAGGAAUGUUUAGCUGGAACCAAGCUGGGAACAAAGCUGAAGUAUGAUGUCUAUUGCAAAACCUGAACAUGUAUCUUGUGGGAAAAAUAUUAUUUUUGUGGAAGUUUUGUUUGCUUGCAUAAAAAAAGGAUAUAACCAGAAUACACAUUUCACUAUUGCUAAUCUGUGAAACUCGUUAGUAUCACAUUUCUAAUAUAGGAUGAACCUGUAUUAAGCUGGAUAUAGCCAGACUAUUUCAUAGAACAAGACAAUAUUUUUCCCCAGAUAUAUGCAAGCCUCUCUUACAAUAUUUCUAAGGACAAGAGGACAAUGAUAUGAAUCGAGGCUUAUUGGGAAAAUAUGCCUGUAUGAAUAAGAGCUUUGAAGCACCAAUAGCCAGGAUGUAUCUCAUACUCUAAUUGCUCCAGUCUUCUGUUAUUUUCCCAGCUCAGGUUUGGAGCAAAACUGAAAUACUUGGUCCUGCAGAAUUUGAUAUGUGGAGAGGACCCACUUCAAGAGAGUGAGGUAGUUGCAUCCUUUCACUGCUGCUUUAGAACUUUUAAGAAGACAGACUAUCAUUAUUGACUUUGGGCAAUUCUAUGUGAAUCACCCCAAGGAGAACAGUGAUUUUCCAUUAUUUGAUCACUGAUUUUUAUUCAGGACAUUGAACAGUGAGUAAAAAGAUUUCGAGUUGGUACCAUCUAUUUAGGAUGUCUGAUUUUUAAGAGGCCCUGGAAGGAGGUUAUAAUUUUAAGAAUGAUGAGCAUUUCAGAAGUAAAGUUUUACACAGAGAGGAAGGAAAAGCAUCUUGUCAUGUUAACAGCCCUUCAUUUUAAUAUGUUUAUUAAAACAAUUCAAUAUUAAGAUCAAGAUGGAAAUAGAAAAUGAAUGUGUCUAGAUUUUUACACGUUAUAUUAUGAAUCAUGACUUAUUAUUACAGUACCUCGGAUCACACAUACUGGUAGAAGGUGGGAAUCAUACAAUCUGUUCAACCAAAACCAACCAACCAUAUUAUAUCUUAGCCUCUGUGUAGCCACACAUAAAUCUUAGUAAAUCAAAUGUUCAAAUUCAUCUUUCAUGUUUUCUGAUGUGGAAUAAUCUGUUACCCUUGGUCAUAUAAUAAA